This is a messenger RNA of Spirodela intermedia, 2789 nucleotides long. Lineage: Eukaryota; Viridiplantae; Streptophyta; Magnoliopsida; Alismatales; Araceae. The record is from the annotation of a GenBank genome assembly.
AUGAAAGACUUCAGCGGUGACGAAACAGCUCCGUUCUUCGGAUUCCUUGGGGCUGCCGCGGCCCUCGUUUUCUCAUGUAGGAUUUCACUGCGAUCUUCUGCUUUCUGUCUUUCCCGGUUUUUCGGUUGUUCUAGGGUUCUAAUCCAUGGUUUUGGUGGAUCGACAACGUUUCCGCAGGCAUGGGGGCGGCGUACGGGACAGCGAAGAGCGGUGUUGGGGUCGCGUCGAUGGGCGUGAUGCGGCCGGAGUUGGUGAUGAAGUCCAUUGUGCCGGUCGUCAUGGCAGGAGUGCUUGGGAUCUACGGCUUGAUCAUAGCCGUCAUCAUAAGCACUGGGAUCAACCCAAAGGCGAAGUCAUAUUACUUGUUUGAUGGGUAUGCUCAUCUCUCGUCGGGUCUUGCCUGCGGGCUCGCGGGUCUUUCUGCAGGGAUGGCGAUCGGAAUAGUAGGGGACGCUGGAGUCAGGUAAUUCCACAUCAAUGUCUACAACAGCUUUAUUCAUGCAGAUUUUCUCUGAUGGAUAAGAUGUGUGAUCGUCCUUUCCUUUGCCAAGCGUCCAUAAUUGCUCUUACAUUGCUGUGUUUCUCAAUAUUCUUCGUUGAUUUUAUUCGCUAUGAUUGAGUUGUGAGAAAUUAGCCUAUCGCGAAGAGGAAAUCUGGCAUUGAUUUGCAAAUUUCUCCUUUCGACUUGGAUUGUGCCCACUUGGCGGUCUGGCUUUUAUUGUCAGUAUGCGUUCUGAAUCGAUGACAUAUGCUAAUAUUGCAAUGAAUCUCCACGAAUUUUUUUAAUUGGGUCUCUUUGGGUGGUGGGCUGGUGGGAGUUUGCAUUAUUUUAAUGUUAAACGUCAACCUGUGAUGUUUGUGACUUAAUAGCUCUUUUUUUUGUUUAUGAAACUCUAUCAUUUGGCUUAGACUGAUAUGUUUAUGUGGAUCAAAUUCUAAGAAUCAGAUGUUAGAUCUUCAUUAGAAAGGACGUAAUAUUUGUAUCAUACCUGAAAGUUACAUUGUUUGUUCGUUGAUACGGUUCGUCAAUCAGUUAUAAUUCCACUAAUAGUAGUAAGAAUACUGGUCUAAUUAUUGGAAACAAUAUAUAUAUAUUUUUUACUGUGGCAUUUUCUUGCAAACAAUAAGGUGUUGUUUUGCUUUUAACUAAGUGGAAACAGAAUGAAUCUCCAGAUUUAAUGUUGAUGGAAAGAUUGUUUUUUGUGAUGUUUUUGUACUCGGAUUGCUUUAACUUGGUAUAUUCCAACAAUCAAAGUUUGCAUGGCAAAUAAGAUAUGGAGAUUUGAUUGAAUAAGAAACAGUAUGGAAUAAAACUACCAAUGAUUAUGUACAGUAUGCUGUCGUACAACAUGAUUAAACAUAAAAAAUGUGGAAUAUGAUCAGUUGGAAGCAAAGUGCCAUCUUUCGUUGAAAUAUAAACCUUCAAUUAGAGAAAUUACGAUUCUGAUGAAUCAAUCUAUUAUAUUACGACCGUCGUCUGUUGUACACGCAAACACACACUCGCUCACUCACUCACACACUCACACAACCCCACCUCCCCCCAAACAUGUUUGCUCACAUCCCUCAUGCAUGGGCCUUAUUUCUAAAGUCAUUGAUACUUUUGAAAUUUGGAAAAUCUACCUUUUGAGCUCAAAUACACAUAAGGAUUUAUGCAUAUGUUCAAUGCGAAGUCUUGUAACUGUAGUGGCCCUGGGAUGCUACCCAGGCUAUGGGGCUCGGCAGUAGAAAAUUUCACGUACAAGAGCUUUUUUUAAUAUAAUUAUACUAUUUCAGGAUCAAAGUCAGGUGGAGAUAUUAUUUAAUUAUUUUUUGAAAAAAAUCCUGUACAUAAUUUACUCCUGCAUACUUACCCAAAAAAAUUUAAAUCCAAUGAACAGUGUUUAAGUUAUAUUGAAAAUUUGACGAGUUCACCUAUUGUGCUUUAUUUUGACAUACCUACACUGGGGACCGAGUGAACGUAAUGUCUUGCUUCCUCUUUUUUUACAUUGAAUUGAUAUCCAAAGUUGGCGACAAAAAGUCGCCUGUAUUGUUGACUGGAUUCUUCAAAGCUCAUUUUUUUCAUGGUUAGUAUUCAAGAAAAUCAGGUAUUUUCUAGAUUCCUGCAUGUGUAUGAUGGAAAUUAUUCAGGUCAAUGCGGUGCAUGUGAGGGUGAUGCUUGUUAUAUUCUCUGAAUAAAUGUUUUUCUUUAUCUAAGAGUCCAGAUAUAAAAAAUAGGUCUUACUUUUCUGCCUCUUUGAAUUUACAUGCAGAGAACAUCACCUCUCCUUCGAUUUUCAUUUUUAUUUCUUUCCCUAUCUUGUUCACCUCAUGUGAUUUAUGAUGUCUAAAAUUAAGUUAGUUCUUUAAUUUGAAUGGUCGCUCUAAUCCAUAGGUUGAACCUUUUUUGUUCAAGAGGCACAUUGGGAGUCUCUCUCCCAGCAAAUUAACAGUGCAGAGCUUGUAGAUUUACAUGUGAAUCGCUUUCUCUUUGAUAGGAUUAGGUCAUGAUGGUUACAUAAGGUCGAAUACCAGAAAAUGAUCAACAUAUUGAUACACCCUCUCCAGAUUUUCCUUUUCACAGCAGCAAUUAUUGAUGAUAUCCAUGUCGUCUUAUUACUUCUUUAAUUCCAUGAAUGUCGUCGUCCACUCCUGAUACGUGAGAUUUCAUCUGUUGCAGGGCCAAUGCGCAGCAGCCAAAGCUGUUUGUGGGUAUGAUCCUUAUCCUCAUUUUCGCCGAAGCACUUGCCUUGUACGGCCUCAUCGUUGGGAUCAUCCUCUCGUCUCGUGCUGGGCAAUCUCGUGCCGAAUGA